AUGUGGGGCCUCGCGCCCCUGAUUCGGACUUCCGUCGCAGCCUCGAGCCGCGGCGCCACUCACUGGUUACAGUUUCGCGGCCUCGCAUCCGACGCCGCCGCCGCUGCAGCGUCGAGCGCGCUGCCAGACCCUUCCAAGCCGCUGCACCUGUUCGUGUGCGCCGCGGACGAGGAGACGGACGAUGCGAUCGCGCGCGUCGUGGCGGCGCUGAAGCAGCAGCACCCUGCUGGCGUCACCUUACACGGCCUGGGCGGCCCUGCUCUGCAGCAGGAGCAGCUGCAGAGGGUCAAUGAGGAGGGGUGGUUCAAGGAGACGCACUUGAUGGAGCACGUGGAAAAAGUGCCCAACUUUGUGGCCUGGAAGAUCCACAAACUGGACGAGGUGGCAGUCCCCACAGCCCACAGCUACACCAUGCGGCAGUCCCUGGUCGUCGCCGCCGCGCUGCGCGGCACCGGCAGCGGCGGCCCGCUGCUGCAGGCCCAGCAGCUGCGGCAGAUGGUCGGUGGCGAGGGCGCAGGUGCCGCAGCGGAAGGCGAGGAGGUAACACCACACGAGCAGCAGCAGCAGCAGGAGCAGCAGGAGCAGCGGCAGCAGCCUGAGGCUGCGGCUGCCGCUGGCGCGGGUCGGCAGCAGCAGGAGCAGCAACAGCAGCAGCAGCAGCAACAGCGGCAGCAGCAGGCCCCGUACGACGCCAUCUUCGUCGGCGGCGGCCGCCGCUUCGCCCAACACUUGCUGCGCGGCCUGCGGGUGGCGCAAGAAGAGUAUGACGCAGCGGGCGUCCCGCCUCGGAUCUUGUACCUGCCGCGGGAUCUCGCCGACCCCCGGACUUCCGCGUCGGCCGCCAAGCAGUGGGGGCGGCUCGCGGACCAUGUGAUGUGCGCGACGGCGCAGGAAGCUUCCCUGGUGGAAGGCGCGCCCGCCAGCGCGGUGGGCCAUCCUCUGGGCGAGCUAGUGGGGUCGGCGCAGCAGCAGCGGCAGAGGGCGCGGUCGCGCGGCGGCGGCGGCAAGGAUGAACCAGACGGCGGUGCCAGCGGCGGCGGCGGCGGCGGCGGCGGAGGGUUUGUCGGCGGCGGCGCGGCGGGGAUGGGGAUGGACAAGGUCGCGUGGCUGAGAGCGAGGGCGGCCGAGGCUGCUGAGCUGGCAAAAGGGAGCGGCGCCAGCUCAGCGUUCGUGCAGGGCAGCGCGGAGCGGUUCUGGCAGCGCGUCGGCGGCGGCGGCGCAGGCGGUGGCGGCGCAGGCGGUGGCGGCGCAGGCGGCGGCGGCGGCGAGCGGGGGCCGGCGGGCGGCGGCGGGCGGCCGCUAGUGGCGCUGCUGCCGGGCUGCUACGAGUCGCACCUGUCUGCCAACCUGGGGAUCUUUGGCGCGGGCCCGGCCGGCCGCCGCGGAGGCGCGGGCUGGGACUUGCGGGGGGCCCGGCACAGGGCUCCAGGCAAAUAG
This is a messenger RNA of Monoraphidium neglectum, 1437 nucleotides long. RefSeq lists its product as hypothetical. Lineage: Eukaryota; Viridiplantae; Chlorophyta; Chlorophyceae; Sphaeropleales; Selenastraceae. The record is from RefSeq and is a predicted model, not a curated record. The transcript is spliced from 4 exons. Bases 1 to 1437 code for a protein of 478 amino acids.